CGUUUUUCUAUAUAAAGGCUUCUUCUCUCAACGGCCUUCUAACACUCCCACUCACAAUCAACAACCACCAGCCAGCCACCAUCUUUGUGUGACCCUUCUCCAUCGUCGGCCACUCUCCUCUCCCUUUUCGAUUCCCGUCUGCCUCCGACCAAGUUGGGAAAAAAUCACGCUCCUGGAAAAAUGGUGAAGAAUGUAGGAAUUUUGGCCAUGGAAAUCUACUUCCCUCCUACCUGUGUUCAACAGGAAGCGCUGGAGUUUCAUGAUGGAGCAAGCAAAGGGAAGUACACAAUUGGGCUUGGCCAGGAUUGUAUGGCAUUUUGUACUGAUGUGGAAGACGUCAUCUCCAUGAGCUUGACUGCCGUUAAUUCACUCCUGGAGAAGUAUGGUGUUGAUCCCAAGCAAGUUGGUCGCCUUGAAGUUGGGAGUGAGACUGUGAUUGAUAAAAGCAAAUCGAUCAAGACUUUCUUGAUGCAGAUCUUUGAGAAAUGUGGAAACACCGACAUUGAAGGUGUGGACUCGACCAAUGCUUGCUAUGGAGGAACUGCAGCUCUGUUCAACUGUGUAAACUGGGUUGAAAGCAGUUCGUGGGACGGUCGAUAUGGGCUUGUUGUGUGUACUGAUAGUGCGGAGGUGUCUUUGUGUGUUCAUCAGGUCUAUGCUGAAGGACCAGCCAGGCCUACUGGAGGAGCUGCAGCAAUUGUCAUGCUAAUCGGCCCAGAUGCACCUAUUGCUUUUGAAAGCAAAUAUAGGGGGAGCCAUAUGGCGCAUGCCUACGACUUUUACAAACCGAACCUUGCAAGCGAGUAUCCGGUUGUAGAUGGCAAGCUUUCUCAAACGUGCUACCUCAUGGCUCUUGAUGCCUGCUACAAGCAUUAUUGUGCCAAGUAUGAAAAGUUUGAAGGAAAGCAAUUUUCUAUUUCUGAUGCUGACUAUAUUGUUUUUCAUUCACCUUACAACAAGCUUGUACAGAAGAGCUUUGCCCGUUUGGUCUUUGAUGACUUCACCAGGGGUGCAAGCUCCAUUGAUGAGGCUGCUAAAGAGAAGUUCGCACCAUUUUCAAGUUUAUCUGGCGAUGAGAGCUACCAAAGUCGGGAUCUUGAAAAGGUGGCUCAACAAGUUGCCAAGCCGCUUUAUGACUCAAAAGUGCAGCCAACCACAUUGAUACCAAAACAAGUCGGGAACAUGUACACUGCGUCAAUUUAUGCUGCUUUUGUGUCCCUUCUGCACAACAAGAACAGUGAACUGGCGGGCAAACGGAUUAUAAUGUUCUCAUAUGGAAGUGGUUUAACGGCCACAAUGUUCUCCUUAAAGUUACAGGAAGGACAAUAUCCUUUUAGCUUGUCCAACAUUGCUUCAGUGAUGAGUGUCGAUGAAAAAUUGAAGUCAAGGAUUGAGGUUGCACCAGAGAAGUUUGUGGAAACCCUGAAGCUAAUGGAGCACAGGUAUGGAGGGAAGGACUUUGUGACAAGCAAGGACACAAGCUGCUUGGCCCCAGGAACAUACUACCUCACUGAAGUCGACUCGAUGUAUCGAAGAUUCUACUCACAGAAGGCAGCCGAUGGCGCUCCUGCUGCUAAUGGCUCGAUCAUCAACGGUCACUGACGUAGCGGGAACUGGAGUUAAUUUGAGUCGGAUGUAGUACUUGAAGAGAAGAAAUUUAAGUACUCGGUGUGUGGCUUUUUUAGAUGUGAUCAGUAGCAGCAGCAGCAGCAGCCUAUGCAGACAAGUGUGCCUGUCUAGACUAGAGCAAGCAAAUGAUUUCUAGUGUCCUUUCCUAAUUUAUGUUGUUCAUUUCUCUCCCAUGAUUGUAUCUUUCUGUCCGUCUUUAUUUUGUAUGAAGCGCAAUUCGUGUUGAGAAACUAAUAAAGGCGCAAUUUCCUUCCCACUUUCAGUCAUGUUUUGCACUUGUAGUUAGGGGUGUUGAAAUGGUUUGGUUACCAUGGUAACCAUUUUAACCAGUAUUAUUUGGUUUGGUUAAAGUUUUUAGCUUGUUUGGUUUAGGUGGUUUGGUUUGGUUUCCGACACUCCUAACCAGUCAAACCAAAUUAA
Molecule: messenger RNA, 2049 nt
Organism: Linum tenue
Lineage: Eukaryota; Viridiplantae; Streptophyta; Magnoliopsida; Malpighiales; Linaceae
Source: the annotation of a GenBank genome assembly